AUGAGCUCUCGUGCAUCCGAUCUCGUGCGCGAUUCGCAACUGAACACGCGAUUUGUCGCCGGUGCCAUUCAGCACGUCUAUUACCUCUCGAGCAGUACUACGCGGCGACGACGUAUACGUACCGAAGAGACAUGGCGGAGGCAACGAGAGCUUGGAAAUGGCACAUUUGGUCGGGUUUGGCUGGAAGGUUGCGUCUCCGGUAGCAAGCAGGGGCAAUUGAGAGCAGUCAAAGAGAUCUCUAAGGAUGGAGCCUCCACUACAAUUGACUAUGGGCGAGAGCUGGAGGCGAUUGCUAAGUUUUCGCAUGGUAAUUAUGUCCACUGCUUCGUCAAAUCGUAUGGCUGGUACGAAACCAGUGAUGCCGUUUUCAUUGCAAUGGAGUAUCUAGAGCAUGGCGACCUGCAGAAGCAUUUGACUGGACCGCUUCCGGAGGUCGAGGCAAAGGAAAUAUCGUCUCAACUGGUCGAAGGCCUAGUCUUUAUGCACGAUAACGGCUUCGCACACCGAGAUUUGAAGCCCGGCAAUAUCCUCGUCCUUCAGCCCGGACCGGAGUGGUGGAUCAAGAUCAGUGACUUCGGAAUCAGCAAGCGAGCAGAGGAGGAGAAUACAGCGCUGAGAACCUUGAUCGGUACCGAAGGGUACCUGGCACCCGAACUCAAAGGCUUUCAAACGGCCGAGGAUGCUGCUCAAAAUGACUCGAACCAUCCCUCAUAUACCUUUGCCGUGGAUAUUUGGUCGCUCGGAGAAAUUAUCUUCAGAAUGAUGUCUCAUGAGGCCGCAUUUCGCAACCCGCGAGAUCUCUUCAAUUACGUGGUCUAUAACCGACCAUUUCCCGUUGAGCCUCUUCGAAAGAACAGCGCGAGCGAGGAUUGUGUUGACUUCGUGAUCAAGUUCACCCUGCUAAUAAUCGGCGAGGACAUCCGAAGUGGCUGCUACGGUGGCUAG
Molecule: messenger RNA, 945 nt
Organism: Phaeoacremonium minimum UCRPA7
Lineage: Eukaryota; Fungi; Ascomycota; Sordariomycetes; Togniniales; Togniniaceae
Product: putative calcium calmodulin-dependent protein kinase type 1b protein
Exons: 4
Coding region: 1-945 (314 amino acids)
Biological process (GO): mitotic DNA damage checkpoint signaling; protein phosphorylation
Cellular component (GO): nucleus
Molecular function (GO): protein serine/threonine kinase activity; ATP binding
Source: RefSeq, a predicted model, not a curated record